AUGAUCCCCAGUGGAAACAGCUACACCGUCCUUCGUCUCCUGUUGUUCUCGGCUGUUGAUGUCGGUCUCCUCUCAACUCAACAGCCAUCCCUCUCUUCAAUCCCCAUCCUCCCCAUUCCCCACCCUUCACAAUUGCCAUCACUCCUCUCCUCCCUUCAACAACAGGCUCCAUCUCCCACUCCCGUACCCCCUCCAGCACCAGAUCCCACUCCAAUCCCCGCAGGUACCCAUCCCCACCACCAUCCACACAACUACAACCACCCAGGAGACAUCAACCCCAACACCUACAUCCCCAGCAGAGACACCCUCCUCCCCCUCUGCAUCGCCCCCUCCACCAACCAACGGCACUUUACCCCUCUCUCCCCUUAUUCCAUUUCAGUCCUCUCAGGUCCAAUCUUCGUCAACUUCCCCGGCCUGCGGGAUCUCCUGGAGCUAGUUGAGACCAAAGAAGGGAAAGAGCAGAUUAGGAACGCGAUGGCACAGGCUUCGGGUGAUGAUAGGGAGCUGGGAGAGCUGGGAAGAGUGGAGGCGGAGAGGUUUUUGGCUUUUUGGGAGCACGAGUUUGCUGUCUAA
Messenger RNA from Sordaria macrospora k-hell, 573 nucleotides. The record is from RefSeq and is a predicted model, not a curated record. NCBI's taxonomy places the organism in Eukaryota, Fungi, Ascomycota, Sordariomycetes, Sordariales, Sordariaceae.